Molecule: messenger RNA, 2522 nt
Organism: Aplysia californica (California sea hare)
Lineage: Eukaryota; Metazoa; Mollusca; Gastropoda; Aplysiida; Aplysiidae
Exons: 9
Coding region: 165-2036 (623 amino acids)
Source: RefSeq, a predicted model, not a curated record
AACAAUCUUUCGAGAUAGUAUGUUGUGUCUCCAGCUCUAGGCUAGUCUAAGUUCACAUUCCUGGAAAUUUAAUGCAGUUCCCAAGCUGUGCUUCUCAGGGUUGCCUGCACAAACAAUUUUGAUUGUCGGGACAUUUAGUGUUCAGGUCGACAAGGAGUCCCACAAUGGAUUGUAAAGAGGGGGAUGGUCAGAGGGAGGGUCAAGCCAUGGGCUCUUCCAGCCCCCGGUCGUGUGGAGUGACCACUGAUGUGGAUGGCAUGCCAGCCACCGUCAACAUUCUCAAGCCUCAGAUUGACCUGAUCUUCUCCGAGGUUCAGAAAAACCUGCCCACCAUCGACUUUGACUCUUCAGAUAUAUCAUCGGACAACGAUGAACCAAUUUUCUUCCACCAACAGCUGAAAAUGGGUGAGCUGAGUGGUGCCUUUGACGACGACAAAGAUUUAGACACCUCCCUCAGUGGUGGGGACUCUCCUCUGGUUGGCAGAACUGUCGAGGGGACAGUUUCCUCGUCCCGUGUCAACGGCAUUAAAAAUAACUCUGAAGAUGAAAACGAACUCAAAGCAGAUGAUGAGGGAGAUGAUAUGUAUGAUAAUGACCUUGCUGCGUUUUUGGAAAAGUCUUCGUUUCCUUCGGAUGAUGAAAUUGUCGAGUGGCGGAGGAUGUCGGACAAAAUGGAGGAGUAUCAACGGGCGGAGGAGAGGCAUGAGCUGGACGAUCUUCGUCGCUCUCAGCUUCUCGGUCAUCUGACCAAUAUCCGACAGUCUCUCACCGCAAGCUCUACAGGCACAUCCACAUCUACCGAUGGCCACUUUGGUCAGCAAAACCGAUCGACCGUUUCAACCUCCACCCAAGCAUGUGAAGGUCCCGUCGAUCCUACUCAAGUGACGAUAGAAACAGAUGAACAGGAAGUAGGUCAGCAAGAUGACGCCCCUCCCACAGUCAAACUGUUCAACCAAAGGCUGCAAGACGAUAUGGCGAACGUUGACCCCAAAGAAAGGAGAAGGUUACUGGCACAACAGAACCGCAGUAAAGAUUCUGAAAUUGCUUCAAAGUUUGCGCCGAGAGAGCCCACCAUGUUGUCCUUGAGAUUUUUUGAAGAAGUCGACUUAGAUUCCGUGCUGCAUGCUGCCAGCGAGGAGAACAUUCCCAUCUCAAGCCUGAGGCUGGUUGGUCGGCCCACGGCCAAUCAGAUCCCACAGUCUCAUAGUGGGGGUGGCGACACCAACGGGAAAGACGCAGCGGAGGAACUGACACUCAUCCAAAAGCUCGCCCAUCUGUCCAUGACCCACAGCGGGACUGACCUCAACAAGGUCAAGGCCGUUGACCCUCGCACAGGUGCCGUCAUCGAACAAACGGACCCUCGGCUCAUCAGUAACCAGUCGCAGGACGACGCAGCUCCAAGACAGCCACAGAACACAGAGGGGCCGGAGCCCGGGGAUUUUUCCACACAGACUCCAGGAACGAGCAUUUCCAGCGCGGGCACCAAUACGGCCACCGCCGGGGGUCCCAGCAAGAUUCUCUUUGGCAGACUGAAACAUGAGAAGCGAGACAAGGAGCCACCGACCGUGUUCAUUGACCUGCGAGGGUUUGAGAAACAGAAACAAGAGGAGCACCAAGGGCUGGAGAGUGUGCAACGCGUGUUGGGAAUUCAACCUGGACAGCAAGGCGAGGAGGAGAGCUCAAGUGACGAGGAGGAAGAGAUGGUGGAGCGCUGCGACUGGCGCCUCACCCGGCAGAAGAUCAAGCAGGACCUCACCACGCAGGGGGCGGCCGCCACUCUCAGACCGUCGUCCAGAACCGUGGGAGGCGGAGACGGUCGGCAGGAGUACAAGAAACCCCCGAGAGUCAUCAACCUCCAGGAGCAUUCAGUCAGCAAAAAGUGGGCGAGGAGACCCGAGUCGUCUUCGGCCGAUCCUGGAGAGGAAGGGGAGGAGUCAGAGGAGAGGAGGAUGAGGGAGGAGGAAGACAACAAGGCUCGCAUGGAGAAGCUGGAGGCGGAGAGAGAAAAGGAAAGACAGAGGGAGGAAGCCAGGUGAAGAGGAACAUUUUUUAAAUACAAUGUUUGAAUUGGAAAUGUCCUGUUUGGUUUUAAGGAAGUCGGCCUUCUUUUUAGUUUUGUUUUUAAUGAUAAUGUUAAAAAUAACUUCGACGUAUAUUCAUAUUUUGCAGCAUUCUCUAUGUGCUUUACAACCCUUUAUAUUGCUUUUGGUUGGCUAUGCUGACCCUGCUGAUGCUAUGAGUGUGGUUUAUGUAGACAGGAUUUCUGACCAAAAAAUCGCUAAGGAGGUCUGUCUUUAUAGGCCUUUCAUUGGAGAGGAUGCACAUUGUUGAUUGGUCGAUUUAUGUUUUCAACCUUAUCCCGAGACGCUGAAAAUUUUGGAAUUUUACUGAUGUAUAUUUCUAUAAACUUUGUCAAACUUGCUGUUGUUGUGUCUUAAAAAAGAAAUAAAUGUAAUGGAAAUCUCAGUUUCCGUAUCCUCCAAAAUAAGAUAAUAUAUGUGAGGCAGCGUGGUGGAAUCAGG